This is a messenger RNA of Paramuricea clavata, 10854 nucleotides long. NCBI's taxonomy places the organism in Eukaryota, Metazoa, Cnidaria, Anthozoa, Malacalcyonacea, Plexauridae. The record is from the annotation of a GenBank genome assembly.
CAUUUGUUGUUUUCCGAACAUUGAAGUGGAACUAAUGAUUUCGACACGAGAGAAAAUUAUAUGCCACGUUGUCGAGGAAAACAUGCUUUACUUUCAUGGUUUUUAACCGCUUUUCCCCCAAGGCCAAGGCAUCAUUCAACAGGAGUACUGUGAAUUAUUUUUUUUUACAUCCGACUGUACGCUUGUCCAAUGAAAUUGCAAGAAAUGCGUAAUAUGAGCAGCUGUAAAUUUGCCAAAAUCACACGGCAUUUUACCGAUUGUUUAUCGUUAACUGUUCAUAAGUCCGUUACAUGAGCCGAGGAACAGCUGUUCGUUGUGGUAUUCCAGAUAUCAAAUCCAGGAUAUUGAAAUCUGCUUAGCGGAGAGCGAAUAAAAGGUUAGUGGCGUUUUGGUUACUUCGGACAACUAUGAAACACGCUCUUAGACUUAGUCCCAAAUUUUGAAUGAAUAACUUAAAUUGGCCGACACUAGAAGAUAGGCGAUAUCACUCACUCAGUUGUGGUAUGGUAUAGACACCGGUUUUUGGGGUUUUUUUUUCAUAACCGCAACAGCCAUAUUUAGGUGGAUUUUACCAACCGCCAUUGUGCAAUGUUUGCAUCUGGCAUUUAUCAGAAUACUGUUAAUUCUCCUCGUUAUAUGUGGUAGUUUUGUAUUUGAAGUCAACUGAAUAAAUUGAAAUGAGAGAGAUAUUGUUGAAUUUGGUUGCUCCCUUGCCUUGCUGCCUUGUUUAACAUGUUGGCAGCAAAAUGCUUAAUGAUUAUGCUCUCCAUUCUGAACUAACAAUGCGGCAUAUUACAAUUCUUGGCCAGUUUCGCCUACUAGAAAACGUAAACAAAGCCGAUUGACGGUACACAACUUUUGCCUAAAACUGUCGAAUGCAACCUGCUUUGUACUGUGUAAAACAGUAAACGGAAACGAGCAACGGUACUGAGAUAUCAAAAUUACUAAAUUGCCCCUUUUUCAAUUCACAUAGAACGACUUCGAACGUCUGAAUUGUUGGCGUGGUUGUAGGCCGUGAAAAUCAGUGAUGUAAAUAACGUAGCAGUUCGAGCAACUACAGCGUACUAGGGUACCAUACAGGGUGUAUCAAAAAACCUGCAAACACUAUAAUUUGCAUAAUUAUGCUGCUUAAUACUAGCAUUUUAUCUGUGCUACUUAAUUUGCUCCUGGGAUUUGAAAAUACAUUCUAAUUAACCGCGUCGAUAGAAAUUAGAAUAACACAAAGUUUUAGUGUAAUGCACUGAGGCAGCGUUUACACUGUUCCGUUUUCGUAGCGUUCUCGUAUUGUUCGAGAGAACUAGACUAUUGUCUUGCGUUCCCUUGAGGAUUAAGAACAAUACGAGAACGCUACGAAAACGGUACAGUGUAAACGCUGCCUGAGAAAACUAAUUAUCAGUUCGACUGCGAAUGGUCAACUAUUGUGUGACUUGUGUUUACGCACGUUUGGGAUCAAUUAGUUCUGAAUCAUGCAAAUUCUAAAAACAUUGUAUUUCAAUUUUCAAAGAGUUUGCAGGUUUUUUGAUACACCCUGUGGGAUGUUCAAGAGAAUACAAUUUAUCGUCGCCUUUGUCUUAGCCGGAGUUGAUGAGCAUGUCUUCAUUGCCUUUGUUCUAUUUUUAAUAUGCUUCUGUAAACUAGAACGAUGUGAAUUUGGUAGAAACAAACGUUAGCCAAAUUGUCUAUAAACCCGCGUAGAAAACUGUAAUUGUAAAGCCGCCUAGCCUGUUCAUCGUUGGAUCAACAUCGUCCAACUGCUUGAAGCAUAUUGCCUAUUGGGGCAGAACAAAAUUAAAUUUAAAGAGACCUUUUGCUUUGUCUUCCCACGCCGCAGUGGAAAAUCGUGUAUUUGACUUUCUCUUGCUCAUUCAGCUCAUGCAGCGCCUGUUGCCCAAAUGAAAACUGCGCUUAAUAAUAAUAAUAAAGAUUUAUUCAACAGGAUGUCUUUACAAGUAAGGCUCUUCAUCUUUUGAAGACUACGAAACAUACUAAAAUUAAUACAAAGUAUAUAUAUAUAUAUAUAUAGUUAACUACAGUUAAAAUUAUUUACAAUGUUCAAGAAGAAAGUUCUUAAUUGUCUGCAGCGAAAAUGUUUUACGAAAAUGUCGAAUGAUCUAACUGAUGCAGGCAGAGAAUUAAACUGAGCUUAGAUGCGCAGUCUUGAAAGGUGUUAGAUUCUAGUCGUCUAUUAAACUAGAUAUACAAAGGAAGAGGAGAGCAAUGUUCUAGUACAUGAAGUUUUUUCAAGUUUAAGGUGGGAUCGCCAAUUAUCGUUAUUGCCGUAUAUUGUCUCAUGGGUGGUUUUAAGCAUAUGCCAGUCCCGCCGUUCCUUCAUGAGAAGCCAUCCUAUAAUUUUACAAUAGAGUUGGUGUUUUUGAUAUAUCUAUUAUGCAGUUACAAAACUAACAAUACUAGAUACGCGGUGUUAGAAUUCUGUGCUAUUUUCUGGCAUAUCCUGAUCUUGUAAGGGACGCUUUAAUAUGCAUGAUCCCAAUUUGCGUAAAGAUAAUUUACGUAAAAUUACUACUGUUUUUUUACAUGUCUUUUGACUAUGGCCGCGUUGUAAUACACGAUGACGCUACGGCAAAUUGCCAAACGUAGUGGUCCGUAGUUUUAUUAAUACGCUACGGCAAACCACUCCGUUAUAGCGUAAACACAAUACUAAGAAACGUAGUGAAUUUUUAACUCCGUUAUAGUGUAAACUGUAAACACAAUAUAGUCUCAAUAGUAGAGACGUAGUAAAUUUUCACUCACACUCAAUGAGUGGAGGUUCAUUCUGAGCUUCUCUUGAGUGCCAAUUCUGUUUUUUAAUAACUGGAGGGCGAGUAGUCACCGAGUAAGUUACGACACUAACCCUCCAGCUAUUCAAAAACAGCAUUAACACUCGAGAGAAGCUCAGAUUGAACCUCCACUCAUUAAAUGUGAGUGUGAGUGAGCUUUAUAAAACGGGCGAUAGUGUAAAAGCGAUCUAAGUCGUAUGCCGUUGUAUAUUAGCGCAUUCAUAACUUCUGUAUUUAUAUAUAGAGCGUUAAUUUUGCCAUUAUAAAUUCAUUAAAUUGGUCGUAUUUCUCAGUUUAUAUUGUCAUAGCAUAUGUAUAUUAUGUAAAACUUAAUUGAGAAUAAAAAAAAGUUUACCCUUCGGUUGUUCACACAAAAUUAGCGUCUCCCUUAGUAAUCCUCUUUAGACUCGGUUGCGUCUGGGGAAAAACUUCCUUGAAUUCUUCGUAAGCUCGUUUAGAAUGUAAAUUAGAAUUGGAUGCGCCAGCAAUAAAUCUUCCUGACCUUGAAUUUUCUCAAACUCUAAUAGCCAGAAUAGAACUGUCAUUAAAUAAUGUUUGUACUAGUACACUUUGUCUUCUGUGUAAAACAAAACGAAGAAAGGUACACAAUGUUUAUUUUAAUAUUUGAGCAACUUUUUGCAUAUCCAAUUUCCACUUUAACCGUUUCUAUUCGUUGUUUUCCAAACAAUGGGUGGAACUAAUGAUUACGACACGAGAGAAAAUUCUAUGACGAGAAAAUUCUAGACGAGGAAAACAUGCAUACUUUAUUUUUGUGGGAAGUUUCUAACCGCUUCUCCUAACAAAGCACCAUUCAACAGGUCUACUGUAAUUCUGUAAAUUGUUAUUUUUACAUCCGAUUUGUACGCUCGUCCAAUGAAAUACCAAGAAAUGCGUAAUAUGAGCAGCUGUAAAUUUGCCAAAAUCACACGGCAUUUUAUAUCGAUCAUUUAUCGUUCACUGUUCAUAAGUCCGUCACGUUGAGCCGAGGAACAGCUGUUCGUUGUAGUAUUCCAGAUAUCAAAUCCAGGAUAUUGAAAUUUGCUUAGCGGAAAGCGAAUAAAAGGUUAGUGGCGUUUUGGUUAUUUCAGAUUUAGCAAAAGUUGAAUCACUGGCACUGUUCAGCAACUAGGAACAGCUAUGAAAUACGCUCUUCCCAUAGUUUUAAUAACUUAAAUUGGCCGACACUAGAAGAGUAGGCUAAUGAAACAAAAAGCUUGUCUAAUGUUCAAAGUAUUCCACAAAUUAUGCCCAUCUUAUCUUUCACGGCCGUUUAAUCCAGCGAAUUUAAUUCACAGUCCUGAUACACGAGGUCAUGACUACAGUUUUUUAUCGCUAAACCAAACACUAUAACCAUUUUUUUUAAAAAUAGUCUCGAAUAUAAUUGUGGAGCAGUGGUAUGAAAUUCAAUACCAAUUGAAAUUAGGAAUUCCGCCUUAGGCGAGACUUUUUUUAUUGAUUGGUUUACGGAUCCGCAAACCGUAAAUAUUCAGAAAGUGAAAAAUAAAAAAAUAAAUUUUGAUACAACAAUUUUACGAUUUUAGUUAAUUUGGGAUUCUGGCAUGAAGUACACGCCAAGUAAACUUUGACUCUAAGUACUGCUGGCUCAUGUUACGUUGUGAAUUCUGUGCUGUCAAGUCCGGGAUUUUAUGCCGAGAUCUCUGGAUUUUUUGAAGCAGUUGGGAUUUUUUUGGGAUUUUUAUUUUAAAAAGUCAAUCUCGGGAUUUUUUUUUAUAUUUUGAGAAAGGGAAGUUCGAAAUUUAGAAAUCUAUUUGUUGGUAAAAUUGACCAAUAAACAAUUUUGUUAAAAAUCUAGAGUUCGUCCGCUUGUAUUUGAACCCCAUUCAGCUGCAUAUUUAAUGUCAGUUUUCGUUUUUACAACAUGACGUACGAGGCUAUCCUACCCGAAAUUGACGCGAAAACCACCUAAAUAAUAGUGACGUAAAAAAGAUGGAAUACCGGGAAUUUUUAGGGAAUCUCGGGAUUUUUGGGAGCUCACUUGGGAUUUUUACAAAUUGGCAACGCUGGUUGUGAUAAUAGACAUAAUAAAUGUGGAGAUUAGCAUGUUUUCCAAGUAGAAGUUAAAUGUUUAGAAGAUAAACUGCAUCGAUUUUAAAUAUACUCAGUGUCGGGUUUUUUAAAAAUGUUUUUCCGACCUACCGGCCUGCUUUUUUUGAAGUCAAAUCCGUAAACCAAUAAAUAAAAAAGUCUCGCCUUACUAAAAAUAUUCAAAAAUAAACUGUAGGUAUGUCUAGCUUUAAUCCACGUUUACUGCGAUGAAAAAUAUGUUACUGUCACGUGACCAAUUUUGCAUUUUUUCGGACUUUCGAUGACAGGCCUCCGUGCUUAAAUGAAGUUCACUCGCUCACUAAGUUGUGGUAUCGGUUUUUGGUACUUUUUCAAAACCGCAACAGCCGGCAUAUUUAGGUAGAUUUUAUUAACCGCCAGUAUGCAAGCAUCAGAAUAAUGUUAAUUCUUUUUAUUAUGUGUGGUAGUUUUGUAUUAACUAUGUUCUGUAUUAGGAGUCAACUGAACAAAUUGGACUGAGAGAGAUAUUGUUGAAUUUAGUUGUUCCCUCCCUUGCCCUUGGCUUUGCCGAUUUAAAAUGCUGGCAGAAAAAUGCUUAAUGCGGGCGAAUCCGUUCAUGAAAAAGAUUAUGUUCGUUGUUGUACCAACAUCGUCCAACCAAUGCUUAAAGCGUAUUGCCUAUUGGAUCAGGACAAAAUGAAAUUCAAAGAGACCUUUUGCUUUUUCUUCCCACGCUGCAGUCGGAAAAUCGUGCACUGAUUUUUUUGCUCAGGCAUGCGGCCUGUUGCCAAAUGAAAACUGGCCGCUUAAUAAUAUAAGAUUUCUUAAACAUUAUUUUCCUGCAAGUAUAAGGCUCUUCAUCUGUUGAAGACUACGAUACAUACUAAAAUUAAUAUAAAGUAUAUAGUUUAGUACAGUUAAAAUUGUGAAAUCUGCAGCGAAAAUGUUUUAAAAAGUCGCAUGAUUUAACUGAUGCAGACAGAGACUAUAGAGAUUUAAAAAUAAUUCACAGGGGAACAGGAGAGCAAUGUCCUAGUUGGCCAAUUACCAUAUUGCCGUAUAUUGCCUCAUGGGCGGCUCAUGUGCCAGUCUCGUCGUUACUUAUAUUCAUGGCUGAGUAUCUUCUGGUCUGAUAAAACACGCACUGCGAAUGUUUUAAUUAAAUUGCUUCAAAAACGAUCGAUAUAGUAAGUUCAUUGGCGAAGUAAUUUUCCGAAAAUACGUUGUGUUGGUCGAGAAAAUCAAAGUUAAAGUUUAUGUAAAUCAAGGGGAAUCUACCACAUAUAUGUUUCCCUCAUUAAUUAUUAAUCUGUUUUUGAAACAGUGUUAGAAUUUUGUGCUGUUUUCUGGCAUAUCCUGACCUUGUAAGGGGUUGCUUUAAUUAAUACAUGAUCCCAUGAAUUUUUCUGGACGAGACGUGAGGCAGGAUAUGAUUUUGAUGAUGAUCCCGGGAUCUUAUAUGUAAUCAGCCCUGAAUGAUUUUUUGCGGUCAGUCUAGUGCAACCGAUGGUUUAAUCUUGCGGUUCAAACUCCCGUUGCAUGACGCACGAAAUGUUUCUUUGCAUACACAGAUGAUUUAAAUUUCACACGCGGGUGACUUUGAAAUAGUACCUUUUAAACAAACUUCGCGCUUCCAGAAUAAACUAACAGGAAAACCUUUUGUCAUCAGAAAUCAUGAUGCGAGUCAUGAUGCACGUGUCAAACAGAUCGCGUUUCCUACUUGCGUAACUCUUCGACACCACCAACACCCCCCCCCCAAAAAAAAAAAAUUGUACGCUUUUGCGCGUGUUGACAAUGUGCCAGAACAGAGUUUGACUAUUGGUCGAGUAUGACUUUUGGCACAUAUACAUGAGCGUGCUUAUGAACAUGCAUGUGGAAAGUUUGUAUCGCGGGGGAGAAAUCCCCCGCGCACUUUCGAUGCUCUCUAUAUAUUUACUAUUAAAUUUUCGAAAUCUCCCCCGCGCAAUUUCCAAACUUUCUAGUCAGGUGACAGACAGACAGCAUGCUUAAUUUUAGUAUGCUGAUGAGUACGCUCAUGGGAUUUUUUUAUAAAAUUAAAUGAUUCGAAUGAAUUACUUCUCCUAAGACUAAGUGCUCCUAAUAGAAGUUUCAUAUUUUUAUCUUAUACUUAUAUCGCUGAUAUUUUGUCUGCUCUUAAGGACAGGGUUUGUACUCUCUAACAUUAAAGAUUUCGUUUGAUGUAAAAAUUAUUUAAAAUGAGCCUGAAGCUCCGGCAGAAAAAUGAAAAUACCGUUUGUGGACGAAAACCUGGAUAAAAAGUCAUACGAAUAAGAGCAAGCCCCCACGUAACGUGAUAGAAUUACAGACCAUGCACCUAAGUCUAAAACAGCCACACUGACUUUAGAAUGUUGAUGGCAUGCGAUUGAUAACAGCAAUGGCUUUACUCAUGAUUCUGUUUGAUAAUAAAACUGAUCUGGUAUGCCGUAUAUGGUCUUUGCAAUGAACACCUAUAUAUGAUUAUAAAUCAUAGUCCAUAGACUUAAGCAUGCAUGGUCGUAUGAUGAUAUCACAAAAAUUGACGUUGACGAUGUUAAACGAUGACUUGGAGUCGUUAGUCUUUAGGGUAGGAGUGCGAUUAGGAUUGUGUACUUAAAAUGGAAAUUCUCUCCAGCAAACAAUUUAGAGCAAGACCGGACCAUGAAUUUUCCACAUUUGAAAAGAAGUGUAGGAGGCAACUUCAACGUACGUCUUAUACACAUGAACAUGUAAAAAAGACAAUGUUUAGUUUUAAUAAAAUGUCCAUGAAGAGUUCUCAUUGUUAUGAGCAAUAUAUAUAAUUAUAUCAUAUAUGCAUUUCAGGAAUGUCACUCUAAGCAUAUCAUCUGCUGCCUAUAUACUUGUUAUGUUCAGUGUUUCAGAAGAGGACGACAAUUCAGAAGACGCACGAUGGUGUUCUUUCAUUUCAUCAACCUGAUAUUCAUAUUUGCUUUGAACGUAUUGUUCUUUUUCUCAGGAAUAUGUUUAAAUUCCUUGGUCAUACUCAGCUUCCGGAGGUCUGUGCAACUUCGAAAAAAAUUAUGCCAUUUCAUGAUAAUGGUUUUGUCUUGUUGCGAUUUGCUUGCGGUUUUAACUAGUCAUCCACUGACGGCUCUUAAUGCCAUGUUAUUCUUGACUGGAAAGUUGAAUGCAUACCAUGGCCGGGUAUUUAUUUCCAGAAGGUUCUCAACUGUUUUCAUUGUUUUUUCUUUACUCGCUCUUUUGGUGAUGAAUUUUGAUCGAUAUUUGGCGACAUAUUAUCCUUUCUUUCAUCGAACAUCGGUAACGAAGGGAAAACUUUUAAAUAUUCUUGCAAUACAUUUAAUUACUGUGGAAAUAACCCUUGUGGUGCUGCUAUUUCUUAACGUUAUUCCCUAUCAAGUUGCUCUUCUAAUAUUUAUUAUUAUUAUCAUUUUCCCAAUGUUGUUCAUGAACUACAAAUUGUUUACAAUCGCUAGAAAAAGUCGAAUAUUUCGAAACGGAAUAUCGCCCGAGAUGAAAAAGACGUUUUCUUCGAAAAAUAUAUCGAAUGGCUUGCUGGCAGUCGCUUGUUUUGUGGUGCUGAACAUUCCAGUGUUCGUUUAUAUUGGACUAAGAACAACUUCGACAGCAAAAGAAUCUACUUUGGAUAAUGCAAGCUUGGCAUCACUCUGGGCUUCAACCAUAACCUCAAUGAAUUCAACAUUUAACUGCUUAAUCUUUUACUGGAAAAACAAGAUUUUACGCACCGAGGGAAUGAAAAUUAUUACAGGCAUGAAAAUAUGUCGAAGAGUCCAGUCCUAGUCUGACGAUACUGAACAAGGUAGAAAAUAGUUGGGAAACGAAAAACAAGGAAAAUAGAUUUGGCUUUGAAGGAUGAACGAUUAAAGAAAACAAAAAUUUAGACAAAAUGUGAUAGCAGUAAAACAUGUAAUUGCCAGAUGGCAACAGAUGACGUUAUGUACAUAACUUAUGUUAUGAUGAGCGUUGAUGAGCGUGGUUUAAAGGUGCAACUGCUUGAGAAGAAACUUGUCAAAAUUUGUUCUUUAUUCGCAUAAAUUAAGUUAGUUUGGCUCAAGUUGCUUUAUAACUGCAAUGGAGCAAUAAUGAAUGGUCCUAACUGUAACAGUUUAGAACUGAUAGAGCUUGCAAGUAUUUAUACAAAAUUAAAAUUAUGUAGGUUUCAGCUCUGGUAGGAAUACUGAACCAACAUGAAAUGGCUAUAAUUGCAACAUCGUCUAUAGGGAAAACAGUAUUAACAGUUUAGCACUGACAGAGCUAUCAAGUAUAAAUAAAAUUAUAAAAUUAUAGCUUUUUCAACAACUAUAGUCUUAGUUUUUAAGACAUAUUUUCAUAUAUGCAUUACUUUGUGGCAAAGUGAAAUGUGCUUGGACCAGCUGUUUAUAGUGUAUAAUUAAAAUAUAUUAUGAAAACAAACUUUCAUGUUAUAUGUCUCGACCCGCUCUCAAGUUGUUUUCCAAAACUGCAAACUAAUAACUUCUGAAACAGCUGUUUAACUAGAUAUUAUGUGUUACAAGAACUAUCGAUUAUGUAACGUUCUUGUGUAGUCUUUAAUUCUUACAGGCGACAGGGGCAAAAUCCAGCGUGCUCAUGAGCACUACGUUCAUAUAUAUACCAAAGUCUAAUGAUAUGCUCCUAAGCAUUUUUAUAAGGAUAAUGGAUUUUGGUAUAUAUCAGGGUUCUCAAGAGCGUACUGGAUUUUAGUACAUAAAUGAGUGUGCUUAUAUAAACAUAUCUUAUUUUGGUGUCCCAUGAGCACGCUCGUAUAUGUACCAAAAUCCAGUAUGCUCAUGAACACGCUCAUAUACCAAAAUCCAAUAAUAUGGUCUAAUAUGCUCAUGAUAGACAGUAUAUAUAUCAGGGUGCCCAUAAGCGUACUGGAUUUUGGUACAUAUAUGAGCGUGCUUAUGAGCAUACCUUAUUUUGAUAUCUCAUGAGCACGCUCAUAUAUAUGUACCAACAUAUAAUAUGCUCAUAAUCACGCAUGCUCAUAUGUAUACCAAAAUCCAGUAAUAUGCCCAUGAGCAUUCUACUGGUGUUAGUUAAUGCUGUGCCAUCCAGUCACAAUUGAGUGAUCGGAUUAUUCUAGAGAAUUCCCAUUUUAUCAUUUUUAUAGUGCAUGUGAAAUGUAUGAAUUCAUCAUCGUUUAUAGCUUACAAUUGUUAAUAUCAUUGUGUUUUAGUAACAAAACAAAGUAGCCGGAAUGAAUUCCUCGAUUUUGGUAAUCCUACAUUUAUUUUUCUCUCUCACCCAUGGCCUUUCCAAGGGUAAGUUAACUAAAUUAAAUUGUUAGCUGUGAUUUGGCAUAGUUCUGUAUGGUGUGGUAUUGGUAUCGUAUCAUAUGGUAUGGUAUGGUAUGGUAUGGUAUGGUAUGGUAUGGUAUGGUAUGGUAUGGUAUGAUGACCAUGAAGAUUAUGUAUGGUAUGGUAUGGUAGGUUUGGUAUGGUAUGGUAUGGUAUGGUAUGGUAUGGUAUGGUAUGGUAUGGUAUGGUAUGACCAUAAAGAUCAUGUAUGGUAUGGUAUGGUAUGGUAUGACCAUAAAGAUCAUGUAUGGUAUGGUAUGGUUUGGUUUGGUAUGUUAUGCUAUGAUAUGGUAUGGUAUGAUAUGAUGACCAUGAAGAUUAUGUAUGGUAUGGUAUGGUUUGGUAUGUUAUGCUAUAUGGUAUGGUAUGGUAUAUGGUAUGAUAUGAUGACCAUGAAGAUCAUGCAAUGCCAUGGAGUUGAUACAGUUAGACAAGUAAGACAACUUUGUAAAACAAAUAUUAGGAUGCAUGUGGUGGUUUCCACAGAUAAAUGUUCAGUUCUGAUCAACUAAAUGUGUUUCUGAUGUGAUGUUUCAGAUUGUGUCAAGAUAAAUGGCAAACAAUAUUUGAAGCGACCAUACAACAUGAGUGAUUUCAUCAAAAGUCCAAAUGACGAUAUCAACUUGCAGUUCAAAACAAGAAAACCUAACGGUCUACUUUUGUAUAUCAAAGGAGGUCCCACUUCAUACAUUCUUGUGAAACUACAGAAUGGAAAGAUUGUUUUUGAAGUUGAUUUUGGAACAGGUACAUAG